AUGAACGCGAUGGACAGAAAGGACAAGGAAGAUGGCGCUCCCGUGCCGACUGAUGAGGUUGAGGAGGUUCUCAAAACUGCGCCUCAAGCUCGUGAUUAUUCGGGUGCGCACGAAAAGACAGAUCCUCGAGAGAUUGCUCUUGUCAAGAAGCUGGACUGGUGGAUUAUGCCGAUCCUAUGGUUAAUGUACUGGCUAAACUACCUGGACCGUAAUGCCAUUGCUCUAGCCCGCCUCAACACCAUCGAAAAAGACCUCAAACUCACAGGCACACAAUACCAAACAUGCGUCUCCAUUCUCUUCGCAGGCUAUGUUAUCGUCGGUAUCCCAGCUAACAUGGUCGUUACCCGCGUGAGACCCAGUAUCUGGAUGGCAUCUUGUAUGACUGUCUGGGCUGUUAUCAGUGGCCUUACAGCACUCAGCCGAAACUACACAGGAUUAUUGCUUACGCGAUUCUUCCUUGGUAUCUCUGAGGCGCCGUAUUAUCCAGGUGCAUUGUAUAUCCUGGCUAGGUUCUAUACGCGAAAGGAACUUGCUACGCGUAUCUCGAUUCUUUACACUGGAAAUAUCCUAGCUACUGCGUUUGCUGGACUAAUUGCUUUGGGCAUUUUUGAGAUGGACGGAAUGGCCAAUCUCGCUGGCUGGCAAUGGCUUUUCAUAAUCCAAGGCGCAGUAACCCUCCUCGUUGCCCUAGCAGGCUUCUUCAUCCUCCCCGACGAGCCCCUCACAACACGCUGGCUCACACCCCAAGAACAAAUCCUCGCCAACGAGCGCACUCAACGAGACACGGUCGGAAACUCAGGCGAAUCUACCAGCUGGACAGGUAUACUCUCUGCUGCCAAGGACCCCAAGGUGUGGCUGUUUGUGGUGAUGCAGCACUGCCAUCUUGGAGCCAAUGGAUUCAAGAACUUCUUUCCUACAGCUGUUAAGACGUUGGGUUUUAAUCAGACUAUUACGCUUGUUUUGACGUGUCCGCCUUAUUUAAUUGCGGGUGCGAUUUCGAUUGCUUGGUCUUGGUCUUCGGGACGAUUCAAUGAGAGAACUUGGCACAUUACUAUUGCAAAAGCUGUUGCUGUAUUUGGCUUCAUUCUUGGAUGCGCUACCCUCAACACAGGCGCUCGAUAUUUCGCCAUGUGUGUCUUCUCGAUCGGCACCUACGCCGUCAAUAGCAUCAUCCUCGGCUGGGUAUCAGCGACUUGCUCUCAGACCAAAGAGAAGAAAGCAUGUUCGCUCGCCAUCGUCAACUGUAUCGCUGUAGCAUCUUUUAUCUGGACGCCGUACAUGUGGCCUUCCUCUGACGAGCCUCGGUACACCAUGGCUAUGUCCUCAAGUGCUGCGCUGAGUGUGGCGACUGCCAUUGGAGCUUGGGGUAUGAGAUUCUGGUUGAUGCAGGAGAACAAGAAGAUCCGGCAAUCUGAGGACGAGGGUACUUUGUACUACGCUUAUUAA
Messenger RNA from Fusarium coffeatum, 1446 nucleotides. RefSeq lists its product as uncharacterized. Gene Ontology annotation, biological process: transmembrane transport. NCBI's taxonomy places the organism in Eukaryota, Fungi, Ascomycota, Sordariomycetes, Hypocreales, Nectriaceae. Gene Ontology annotation, cellular component: membrane. The record is from RefSeq and is a predicted model, not a curated record. The transcript is spliced from 5 exons. Gene Ontology annotation, molecular function: transmembrane transporter activity. The coding region runs from base 1 to 1446 and encodes 481 amino acids.